AUGAAAGCACUUAUUCUCGUUGGAGGUUUCGGUACCCGUCUUCGUCCCCUCACACUCACUUUACCAAAGCCCUUGGUUGAAUUCGCCAACAAGCCCAUGAUUCUGCAUCAGAUUGAAGGCCUUGCCAAGGCUGGCGUCAAAGAUAUUGUUCUCGCCGUCAACUAUCGCCCAGAAAUCAUGGUUGCUGCCCUCAAGCAAUAUGAAGAAGAGUUCGGUGUGACCAUCACCUUCUCUGUCGAGACCGAGCCUCUCGGUACCGCCGGACCUUUGGCUUUGGCACGCGACAUUUUGGGCAAGGACGACAGCCCAUUCUUUGUCUUGAACAGUGAUAUCAUUUGCGAUUAUCCAUUCGAGCAGCUUCGAGAUUUCCACAUUGCCCACGGCAACCAAGGCACCAUUGUGGUCACCAAAGUCGACGACCCUUCAAAGUAUGGUGUGAUUGUGAAUCAGCCUGACAGCACAAAAAUCGAACGCUUUGUUGAAAAGCCCAAAGAAUUCAUCAGCAACAAAAUCAAUGCUGGCAUCUACGUACUGAGCCCCAGCGUAUUGGAUCGCAUUGAGUUGAAACCAACCUCCAUCGAAAAGGAAGUGUUCCCCUACAUCGCCCAAGACGGCCAGUUGCACACAUUCGACUUGGAUGGCUUCUGGAUGGACGUUGGCCAGCCCAAGGACUUCUUGACCGGCACCUGCUUGUACCUCAGCCAUUUGGCAAAGAAGAAACCUCAAGAACUCGCUAACCCAACCUUGGACUAUGUGCACAAGGGUAAUGUGAUGGUCCACCCCAGCGCCAAGAUCGGCAAGGACUGCCGCAUCGGCCCUAACGUCGUCAUUGGCCCUAACGUCGUCAUUGGUGACGGUGUCCGUCUGCAGCGCUGUGUCGUCUUGCAGGGCGCCAAGGUCAAGGACUAUGCUUGGGUCCAGUCUAGCAUCAUCGGCUGGCACUCGUCCGUCGGUCGUUGGUCGCGAUUGGAAGGAUGUUCUGUGCUCGGUGACGACGUGACGAUCAACGAUGAGAUCUACGUGAACGGUGGCUCCAUCCUGCCUCACAAGGGCAUCUCGUCCAACAUCACUGAACCACAGAUUAUCAUGUAA
Zychaea mexicana is the source of this 1092-nucleotide messenger RNA. Its product is annotated as mannose-1-phosphate guanyltransferase. The transcript is spliced from 6 exons. Gene Ontology annotation, molecular function: mannose-1-phosphate guanylyltransferase (GTP) activity; GTP binding. Bases 1 to 1092 code for a protein of 363 amino acids. Gene Ontology annotation, biological process: cell wall mannoprotein biosynthetic process; GDP-mannose biosynthetic process. The record is from RefSeq and is a predicted model, not a curated record. Lineage: Eukaryota; Fungi; Mucoromycota; Mucoromycetes; Mucorales; Lichtheimiaceae. Gene Ontology annotation, cellular component: cytoplasm.